Molecule: messenger RNA, 460 nt
Organism: Canariomyces notabilis
Lineage: Eukaryota; Fungi; Ascomycota; Sordariomycetes; Sordariales; Chaetomiaceae
Exons: 1
Coding region: 125-415 (96 amino acids)
Source: RefSeq, a predicted model, not a curated record
GACGAUACCGGUAUCCUUAAUAACGGUAGAAAAUCCGUAAUCUGCUUCCCUGUCUGGACUCUGAAUCUGAAUUCGGCAUGGGUCGUCUGGAAAUGGCCAAACCCGGCGUGCUCGAUGCCAGGAAAUGGAACAAUUGAUAAGGAUGUUUGCCGCAGCACAGGGUUUGCUCUCGAGUGCCUCUUCUUAUACCGAUAUCACCGUCAACCGAACCCGAUGCUUCAUGAGUUCGGAAGCGGCGCGGGGUUUCCGCUGCUCUCGGCACCUUGCCAAACUACACAAAACCUCAUGCUCCGACCCAUCCCACAUCCCUCAACAUUCGGUUCUGUUCUCCGCUCCUUCGGUCACCAUGAUUGAUGAACAGCUUUUCAUGUCACCUCGACCGAAGGCCCUUUCAGCGCUGUUACUUUCGUCCUGAUAGCCUGUACCAUAGACAGGCGCUCCGUGCAUACCUUCGAGUUUC